CAUACCGGCAGUAGAUACAAUGCCGUACCUGUAGUUCCAAUAAGUGGCCAUUCAUGCUUGUCUGUUUGUUCAUCGAGGUGGAAUACAUCUGGAAUGGCUAACUACGUAUAAUCAGUACUGUACUGGUAGAGUAAGAUGGAAGAAGGUCACAGCUGUCUCACGUCUGGAGAAAGAUCUACAAGAGUUGAAACACGGGCAGACAGGCAAGCAGACGUCAAGGAUGAGGAGAAGAAAUUACUGGAUAGCACCAACAUUGGAUCGUCCAGACAUGACACUAGCUGUGAGGAGGGAGAUGUCAGUACAGAGUGCAAGACACUACAGUCAAAUGAGGAAGACACUAGGAGAAGUAACUCUCAUGAGACUGCAGUAGAUGCUGCUGUGCCGGCGACGGAAGUAAGUGGAGCCGACCAUGUUGUGAACGAUGCUGUGGAUGAUGCUGGGACUGAUGAGCAGUACCCGGUCGACAAGGGCUGGGCCUGGAUGAUUGUUGUAGGUUGUUUUGGGAUGCACAUCCUCGCUGUUGGGGGGGUCAAGUCGUUUGGAGUUCUGUUUGUUGAGUUUCAAAACAAGUACAAGACGUCGUCCAAGGCUUUAGCCGGUGUCCAGGCAGUUUCCGCAUCACUCAUGUUGGGAUUAGGUCCGGUGUCUAAUGCUCUUGCGACGAAGUACUCCUGUAGAACCGUGGUGUUGUGUGGUGGUAUUCUAACCUGUGCAGGUUUCGUGUGUUCUGCGUUCAUUCCUUCCUUUGAGUGGCUGUUUGUCACGUACGGGCUAAUGUGUGGAAUUGGAUUUAGCCUGAGCUAUGCCCCUUGUGUGGUAAUGGUUGGCCAUCAUUUUAAAAAGAGACGAUCAUUGGCCAAUGGUAUUUCCACUUCUGGCAGUGGAGUUGGGAGUUUCGCACUUCCGAAUUUAAUGCGGUUCUUGCUGGAUUACUACGGUCUUUUUGGCUCACUCAUCAUCAUUGGUGGUCUCAUGUUAAACAUCUGUGUGUGUGCCUGUCUGUUCCGUCCUUUAUCUAGUUACAAGAAAACAUCAAAAAAUCUCAAACAACACUCUCGAGAAGAUAAAGUCGUCAAAAACACGGCUCAUAUUAUCAAUGCUGAUGUUGAUUCCAAGAAACUAUGUCGGCAUGUUCCUGAGAAAUCUAUUCUGCUUGCGACAAAAAGGAGAUAUUUUUCUCAGGAUUGUACCAAUUUGUCUAAUAGUGAUUCAUCAAUUGAGAAGAAGAAACGUUUACAGAAGUAUUAUUCAGUGGAGAAUAAUCUCCCUCCAGGAUCAGACUCGCCUUUACAGCAUCACUGUGUGCGAUUACUCUCACAAACCGAGUCAAAAAGUGAAACAUCUUUAUAUGCCAGCACCGGCGACUUAAUUCUUGCUUCUUUUCAAAAUAUCCCCGAAACCGAUUCUACCAAAUUGGUAGAAGACGAGAAGUCGCAAAGCCUUUGUUGUUCUUGUUUCCGUUUGUCAAAAAAAUCUGGAAAAACGAAAUCCAGCAUUCCUCUCUUCAACUUCUCUCUCUUACUAAACCCGUUGUUUUUAGUUUACAUUUUCUCUGUGAUGUUCGCCAACUGUGGCUACCCGAACGUCUUCAUGAUGUUACCAUCGUACGCGGAAGUGGAAUACAACAUCGACAAACAGACUGCAGCCUUCCUCGUGUCAAUAGUCGGAUUGUCCGAUUUGAUUGGACGUCUUUUCAUGGGAUGGUUUUCAGAUCUGAAGAUCAUCCGGCGACAUUACAUCUUUCUUGGCAGUAUGGCAAUCAGCGGCGUACUAGACAUUCUUCUUUCAUGCGUGAAUACGAAGGAAAUGCUCUACUUCUUCUGUAGUUCAUUUGGAUUCUUCGCCGGGGCAUACAUCGCCCUCAUUGCAGUGAUGCUGGUCGAUGUUCUCGGGGUGGAAAUGCUGUCCAGUGCCUUUGGCUGGAUGACGGUUGCCAUGUCGGUCGGACUUGGUGGUGGACCGCCUCUUGUAGGUGCUCUGCGUGAUCUGACAAACUCGUGGAACAUGUCGUUUAUAGUGAUCGGUAUCCUCACUGUGUUAGGAGCCGUCAUAGUCAUGCUCGAACCUCUCAUCAGAAUAUGGAGCGAAAAAAGACUGAAAUCAGAGAAGAAACCCGUCGGUGUAGAAAUGACUCAGUUGACUGCUCCAACGGAACUGCUGGAGAAAUAAUCUUCAACACAUUUUGAAUCACUGUUCUGCGAUGGUAAAUGUCACCAUUGUCUGGGGCGAUAUGUAGCCCAGUGGUACAGCGCUCACUAGAUAUAUGCAGUCGGUGUGAGAUCAGUCCCCGUCGGUGGCCACAUUGUGCUAUUUCUCAUUCCAGCCAGUGCACCACGACUGGUUUAUCAGAGGCCAUGGUAUGUACUACCCUGUUUGUAGGAUGGUGCAUA
Gigantopelta aegis is the source of this 2390-nucleotide messenger RNA. RefSeq names its product monocarboxylate transporter 12-like. The record is from RefSeq and is a predicted model, not a curated record. Gene Ontology annotation, biological process: transmembrane transport; monocarboxylic acid transport. Gene Ontology annotation, molecular function: monocarboxylic acid transmembrane transporter activity. NCBI's taxonomy places the organism in Eukaryota, Metazoa, Mollusca, Gastropoda, Neomphalida, Peltospiridae. Bases 136 to 2169 code for a protein of 677 amino acids. The transcript has 7 exons.